GGCGUUGGGCGCGCUGCAGCCGCGGUUAGGGAUGCAAUGGCGAACUAGGCGAACAAAGGCGCCGGCGGCACACGGGCUGCAGGCUGGAGCCGCAGGAGUGCCGGCAGUGCCCGACCAGGCGGCUUUAAUUGCUCUGCAAGAGCAAGUGGCGGCAUGCCAAGCGCGUGAGGCGGCGCGCAAGGCGCGAAUUGCGGCGCGCAAAGCGGAGACUGAGCGGCUGAGGGCCCAGCUUGCGGCCGCAGGGCACGUGGGGGCUGCCGGCCCGUCGGGUGCCGGGGCUGCUGGCCCAUCUAGUGCUGCAGCCCCACCUGCUGCUGGUGGUGCUGCUGGUGGUGCUACUGGCACGAAGCGGCAGGCCGACCUAGGGAGCGGCGGGGCCACUACCGCAGAGCCGCCGCAGCAGCGGCGGAAGCUCGGACUAUCGGAGGACGAGCAGCCGGCGCAGCAGCCGGCGGCGCCGGAGGCGGCACAGGAGGAGGCGGCGGAGGCGGCGCAGCCGGCGGCACAGGAGGCGACGCAGGAGCAGCCAGCGCAGCAGCUGCCGCUAGCACAGCAAGCACCGGAAGAGCAGGCGGAGGCAGAUCAGGCGCAGCAGCUGUAGCAGCACCAGGGGCUAAGCCAACAGGUUGUGUGGGAUGCUGCGUGCUAGGUUGAUUGCGGCAGGGUUGAGUAGUUGCCGCAGCUGCCGCCGGUUGUUGGGCUGGCGCAUACUGCCAUAAUGUUGCGGGGCAUGAGAGUGGCGAAAGGCAAUGGGGUUGCGAGACCGUACGUGUUGCACAAGAAUGUGAUGUGCUGAAGCCAUGGCCCAACUAAGCGAGGCCCAGAUGCCCAACUAAGCGAGAGCUGCUUACUCUAUUGUGCUGCAGUCUGUGUGGCUGCUGGGAGAGUUACAAAAGUACUCAAGAACGUAACUUCAGACUCAUGCCGAUGACACUGCUGAAACCACAUUGAAGACUAUGCUGCGACGGUUGAGUGGUACCUGGUGUCGAGGCACAGUAGCAGGAGCGUCAGCUCUAUGGGGGCGCCAAGAGGCUCGGGAAGAAGCAUCGGUAGCCAAUUGAUUCAUGCAUGACUGCUAUGACGAAGUUUGGGGGCGGGGUCAGGGGCGGGGUCUUGUCUGCUCCAAUCGCGCCAAGGCAUGGGGUGGGGGUAUUGCAUCGUGGGG
This is a messenger RNA of Chlamydomonas reinhardtii, 1165 nucleotides long. RefSeq lists its product as uncharacterized. The record is from RefSeq and is a predicted model, not a curated record. The coding region runs from base 32 to 601 and encodes 189 amino acids. The transcript has 4 exons. Lineage: Eukaryota; Viridiplantae; Chlorophyta; Chlorophyceae; Chlamydomonadales; Chlamydomonadaceae.